This is a messenger RNA of Polyodon spathula (Mississippi paddlefish), 2767 nucleotides long. It is a transcript of the gene slc35a5, whose product is annotated as solute carrier family 35 member A5. Gene Ontology annotation, cellular component: Golgi membrane. Gene Ontology annotation, molecular function: pyrimidine nucleotide-sugar transmembrane transporter activity. The record is from RefSeq and is a predicted model, not a curated record. Gene Ontology annotation, biological process: pyrimidine nucleotide-sugar transmembrane transport. Bases 305 to 1582 code for a protein of 425 amino acids. The transcript has 7 exons. Lineage: Eukaryota; Metazoa; Chordata; Actinopteri; Acipenseriformes; Polyodontidae.
CUUAGCUGUGACAAAAGCUGGUCGGAAUAAAUAGCAGACCAGGUUACAGUGUUUUGCAGGGUUCAAAUUACUGGAAUGUUGCAAAACAUAAUGCGUAUUACUACAAUGGUUCAAACUUGGGAAUCUAGGCUAGUAUAGUUAAUAGAUCCCCUCCCCCCCCCAAAAAAACGGUAACUGUUUGUUAAAUCGAUUGCUUCUGCACGGGCGCUUUAGUGAUGCACGGGGAACGGAAGUGACUAUAGUUGUGAGGUGUUGUUAGACGAGAAAAAAUGGAGAUGUAAUUAUCCGACCCUCCUUAUGUGCCAUGGCCUGCCGGUGUUGCCAGCGCUGCGGGUUUUGCUCGCGCUCCUCUGUAUACACAUUACUCUUAGGGGCUGGGUUUGUGACUUUGGGCACCAGCCGCAUUCUCCUGGUCAGAUUUUCUGCUAAUGCAGAAAAUAAAUAUGACUACUUACCUGCCUCUGUCAAUGUCUGUGCGGAGGGUCUGAAACUAAUCUUUUGUAUAGCGAUGUCAUUGCGGGUCAUGAUACAAGAGGAACGGUCAUACAAAGACUGGGGCUGCUACUCCUGGAAAGAUUUUCUGAAUUACAUGAAAUGGUCCGUUCCUGCUUUACUCUACUUUCUUGACAAUUUAAUUGUCUUCUAUGUGUUGGCCUACCUGCAGCCUGCUAUGGCAGUGUUGUUUUCCAAUUUUGUCAUCAUUACAACAGCCCUUCUCUUUAGGAUCGUGCUAAAGAGACGUUUAUCUUGGGUGCAGUGGGCUUCUCUUGUGAUCCUGUUUCUCUCCAUUGUGGCCCUGACGACCGGGACUGGAGAGAGUCAGAACACCAUUGCUGCACAUGGAUUUCACCCCAACCCAUUCGUCCUUCCCUCCAACAGCUGCCUCCAUUUCACCAAGCUUGGAGACAAGCCCCUAAAUAGCAAUUCCACAGUGGGGGAGACAUUCUCAAGCUUCCCUUGGAACAGGGAGGCCUUCAAAAAGCUCAGUAGCUUGGGCCUGGGGCAUGUCCUCCUAAUAGUACAGUGCUUUGUGUCCUCCAUGGCCAACAUCUACAACGAGAAGAUCCUGAAAGAGGGGGACCAGCUAACGGAGAGCAUCUUCAUACAGAACAGCAAGCUAUACAUCUUCGGGGUGGCUUUUAAUGGCCUCACAUUGGUUUUAAACUCUGACUACCGGUCCCGAACCCAGCACUGUGGGUUCUUCUUUGGGCACAAUGCCUACUCGCUGGCCCUCAUCUUUGUCACGGCUGCCCUGGGGUUGUCGGUGGCGUUCAUCCUGAAGUUCAGGGACAACAUGUUCCAUGUGCUCACAGGCCAGGUAACCACCGUUCUCAUCACCACAGCUUCAAUCUUUAUAUUUGACUUCAAGCCCUCCCUGGAUUUUUUUGUUCAAGCCCCUGUUGUGCUGAUGGCUAUAUUCAUUUACAACGCCAGCAAGGCUCGGGACCCAGAGUACACUCUGCAGCAAGAGAAGCUGAGGGUCAUCAAUGGUGAAAUCUAUGAACGGUCCAGAGGGGAUGGAGAGGAACUGGAGCGGCUAACCAAGCCCAACACGGACACUGACACAGAAGAUUCGUUUUAGUUUCUUCUUGUAACAUGCUCAGAUACUAUUUAAGAGCAUUAGUGACCUGUGCCGGUGCUGUGAAGACAAGUUGUCAAGUGAACUUCGCUUGUCUGCGACGAGAGAUGGACAUUCCUGCACAUUGCUCAGGCAGUGGACAUUGUAACAGUACUGAUUCAUGCACCCAUUUCAUAAAACACAGCCGUAAUUUACAACAAGACAUUCAGAAUCAUUAUUGGUAAAACAUGAUCGUAAUAAGGCUAACAUGGCUUCAUUUCCAGUUUGAGUGGCUUUUAUUUAUAUAAUUUAAUGUGCAUUUAAACUGUGGGAAACAUGCUAAGUAUUAUUUGUGUUGUACAGCAUAUGGCAUUCUCCAGUUUUUAAAUCUGACAGAUAUGUAAUUUUGAAAUAAGUGGUGAAAAUAGGUCACAUUUCAUUUUUUUGAAAACUGGUUUGUGUCUUAUUUUUAACUGCUUUAAUGGUUUUCUUGCACAAUGUUGUAAUAUAUAAAUAAAUAAACACAUAAUUAUAAAAAACCUUAGUAGAAACAGUACUACUUUUUGUGUUUUUAUUUAUUUAUUUUAAUAGCUUACCAAAUCUGUUUACAUGUGAUGCAGGGUUAAAUGAUCAGUUUUCAAAAGAAAGCAUGCUAAUUGGUAUAUAAACCUCUGCCUUAGACCCUCCUAUAUCCAUGAGCUGCACUGCGCUACUCUCCUGUAUUCUGUGCUGACUAGACCCAGGAAUGUUGCAGCAGGUACCUCGCGCUAGACUUUGUACCUAGAGUAAAGCAGCAUUACUGUUACAAUGCCCUCCUAAUGUGAAAUUUACCCCAUAUUUGUCAGCGAAAAUUACAUUUUUUAAAUGGUUGAUUACAAGCAGUUUUUGUUCAGUCUUGUGUGUGCUUUUGAUAUCUUGUAACUUUUUUUUAUGGGAACACAUCCAUGCAUAAAAAAAGACACGCACUCCAUGUUUUCAAAUAUUGACUCAGAUCUUUGAAUGGGUGAUAGUAUAAAGGGUUUUAUUUGUCAUAUGGUACACACAUCCGCAUAUAAAUAAGAAAAUAUGUAAUGACUUUCAGGGGAAAGAAAUUGAACUUGCUUUUUCUUGUAUCAGCAGUACAGUGAUACAUACCUCUGUGAUCCUGAUUUUAAUAUGUGAAACGAGUCAAUAUCCAAUAAAUACAAAUGUAACAAAAAAAAAUUAAAA